Eufriesea mexicana is the source of this 4896-nucleotide messenger RNA. RefSeq names its product twenty-four (gene tyf). The record is from RefSeq and is a predicted model, not a curated record. Lineage: Eukaryota; Metazoa; Arthropoda; Insecta; Hymenoptera; Apidae. The transcript is spliced from 10 exons. The coding region runs from base 1 to 3942 and encodes 1313 amino acids.
AUGAGUACAGCGGACAUAACGCUGUCAAUUUCAAUCAAAAUGGCCCCAGGGCCAGAACAUCGUCAAGAACCGGUAGCACCUGAUAAAAGUGCUGAAAAUAAUAAUCGUGAGAUCUCUAAUGAAAGAGCUAUUGAAAAUUUAGUGGUAGGUGUUGAGACUGUUAGUAACCAGAACUUGAAUACAGAGUGUGCUUCAACGAACACUGACACCAAUUCAGAUUCGACAACUCAAAGUGUACCAACUUGUAUUACCUCUGAGAAUAAGCAGGAAGAACCAGCUACUUUGUCUACAUUAAAUGAAGGUGAAUUACGUGCACUAUUGGAUGAAGCUAUAACUUAUAAGUGUCCCAAAGACCGUGAAGGAAAAUCAAGUCUUUUUAAAGAAUUACUUCAAGAAGCAGAAGCUGAUGAAACUGAGGAAGGUCGUAGAAUAAUAACUAAUUCACGUUGCUUACCUGGGUCAAAUCGUAGAAGGCAUAAAAGAGACUCUGUGUCUGAGAGGUUGACACAUGGAGGUUCAUUGCAAAAUUUAGCUCAACCUAUUGCUUCAGAGUUUGAUAGUAGUUUUGCUUAUUUGACAUCUGGAUCUAGCCAUACAUACGGUGGAAAUAGAAGAAAGAAUAAAAAAUACACUGGACCCAGUGUAUCUGCAAGACAAAGGGAAGGUGGUUCAUUACCCUCGAAUGUUAAUGCAUCACACAGUCUUGCUUCGUUGGCUAAUUUAGAUUUAUUAUUUGAUAAGAAGAAGGGUUUCUGUGAAGAAAGAACGACAUAUGACUGGACCAAUAAAGAAAAAUCUAAAUCGUUAGACAAACCAUCAUACAGUAGUACAAAAAAAGACGAAAAAGAUACGAAAAAAGAUUUGUGUAAAACUGAAAUUGAAGUACGUGAGAAGAGAGAUAGCAAAGGCAAAUACGGGACAAAUGAAAUGCUUGAAUCGGAUAAUCCACCACCGGAAUAUAAGUCAGAUUACAUGGUAAUUGAUUUAGGUGAUACUGAGGUGGGUACUAUUAGUGAAAGGAAUGUGGGAUCCACUAUAAGUGGGGUUCAGAGACCUCACUCCUUAGACACAGAAGAUGAUGAAGGAAUUGAAAUGAAAAUUAUUGAACCACGUAGAUCGCAAUAUAAAUCACGCACCACUUUUGAUAUAGGUCAAACUCCUGUGGAUACUACUAUAGAUUUUUCGUUCCGUGAAUAUUAUGGGAAACAAGAUAAAACAAAAAUAUCUGUUAAUGGAACCCUUUCUUUUCAAACUUUUAAUAGUGUGAAAUGUGGUAUUGGUGGAACUGCAAAUAGUUCUAGUACUAGUCAGGGUAAAGUAAUUCCGAAUUUGUGCUCCAUGAUGUCUGCAUCUCUACAAACACAAAACAUUACAAUGGAAGGCUCUAAGUAUACAGCGCAUACUACCGGAUCUGGAGAAAAGAAGUCCUUGGAUGAGAAUGGAAAUCCAGUACGAAACUAUAAUAAUGGAGAACGAAAAAAAUCGAAGAAAAAGCAAGAACCUAAUGUUAUUGUAUAUAGUGCGGAAAACGUUGAAGGACAUCGUGAUGAAGAUAUCGACAGUUUAAUUAAUUUUAUUGAAAAUAAAGAAUCUAAAAGUAAAAAAGGAAAACCAGGUAAUCCAGUAAGAGUAAAAACUAGUUCAGGUGCAAAGCCAAGAAGCAGGGAAAAAGAUACUAAAAGGGAACAGUUACCUGCCAAAUUACAGAAGUCUAAUUCUCUUGAAGAGAUAUCUAAGACUAAGCUCGAAGACCUCACGACGGAAAAAAGCAUUAGUUCUAGUGGUGCCAGUAGUAUAUCAAGUCAACAUGGCACGAUCAAUGUUGCUUUACGCCGUGCAAAACAGAAAAGCACAGGGGACACAGCUAUCGAUAGUCGUGGUGAUAGACGAUCUUGGGGAACGGAAGAAGGUCAGUCUAUAUAUUGCAAUGAUACUGGAGAUGAUUAUGCUAGUCGUCGAAACUCCAAUAAAAAAAUCAAUCCAGAGUCUGAACAUGAAACAGAAUUCCUGGUAGUUACGAAAAAGAAGAAAAGUAAAAAACAGAGACGAAGCUCUAGCGGGAGUAGAGCACAAAAUUUAACAACGUCCGGAUCUUAUCUCCAAAAUUCCAGAGGAUUCUCUAAUGAAUAUAGAACGCCACUUUCUCCUGAACUUAGAAGAAAAUCAGCAAGCAGUAUGCCACCGAGUGAUAAAUCAGACAGCAGUGAUUCUGACUCUGUCCAUUCUUUACCUGUUACAUCAAACACGUCCAAACAUAAUCUAUCAAAAAUAGCUACCUCAUCGGGUGGAACUCCGCAAGCAAGUUACGCGGACAUAGCUCGUAUGGCAACUAUUAAUAUGACUCAUAAUUCGGUGUUAAAUAUGUCUACGAUAGUUCCGAAUAUAUUAAACACGUCUUCAUGGCCUAGUGUGCCACCUAAGACACCGUCGGAACCAGAUAAAAUUCCUCAAGAUUAUUAUCCUAGUCUAGAUGAAUUGCAACAUUCAGAUAGGAAAACAAGGCAACAUAAUUUCACCCAUUCAAACCAUAUUCUGAAUCUAAGUUUUGAAAAACCACCUUCACCAACUUUAACGAAAAUAAAAAAUUCAACGGAAAGGAAAAAGGCAGAAGCUCAAGAAGAAGCUAUUAAUAAAAAUAUUCAGGUUAUCAAAUAUGUACAGGAUAUUGAAAAAAUGCACCAAAACUUAACGCAGCAAGAACAGAAACCUGCAAAUUUAAAUAAUCAUAGCACAACAUCAAAUGAGGUUCCAGUAACGAAUACAGUACUAUCAAAGCUUAGUAAUGUAGUAACAAAUUGUAAUCCCGAUUCUGAUAACAACAAUUCUAAUUGCAACAAUGUUAAUAAUAAAGAUAUGGUUGUAAGUGCAAGGUGUAACAAUCCACGGAUACGUCGAGGAGGUUACACUCAAAACAUUCAAAAUGUACAAAAUCAAGUAUCGCACGAAGAUCAACAUUUCAAAAAAGGUGGAUAUACGUUUCACGAUGAAAACACAAAAAAAUCACAAAAUAUUGAAAAUUCCAAUAUGUAUUGCGAAAAUAAAAAUAGUCCAAGUUCAAAUGAUGAAGUUGAAUUACAUAAAGUUAAUAUUGCAAAUAAUCCAAAGUCAAUGCAAGAGGUGCAAAAUAUUGAUUCAGAUGCUAGCAAAUUAACAAAAACCGAGAAACCAACAAAAACCACAAAAGAACAAAAUGUUAAUGUUAAGCAUGAAACAGUAAAAUCGGGUAGUACAUAUUCCGUGAAUUCAAAACAAGAACAAUCGGAAGAUCCAGAUUCUAAGAAAAUGAAACAGCAAAGUUCCACUUUGGAAAAAGACCAGACACAAAAAGGAGGGUCACAAAUAUCUAAUAAGCAAAAAACUUCAAGACCUGCAGUUAUAUUAUUAGACGAAACAUCAGAUAUUACUAAGAACAGUGAGUUGCCAACGGAACUUAGGUUUGGGUUUGAAAUUAAUGAACAGCUUUUAUUGUCGGAAGAUUCAACGACCGAAGAGACCAGUGCUAGUUCUGUGUUUCCUUCUGUAGUACCACCACUCAUAAACAAACCACCUUCAAAUUUCGAUAGAUAUCCUCCAAUAUUUGACAAACACAUGAGAUGUGAUAAAUUUACACCUAAUUUUAUACAACCUGCGAACACGCACGUAACACAACCUCUACAUCCGGUUAUGGUACAGCGAUUACCAUGCAUGGCUUAUCCUCCAAGAUUUCCACCUCCUACAUGUCUACAACCACCACCUACACCUCCACCAGGAAUAAUGGAAAAGUAUCACCAUCAACCAAAAGAAGAUUUUUCUAUGCUUUAUGUGGCUCCUGAAGAAGACGUUAAUAUACAAACGUACAAUCAUGAUAAGAUCGUCUCAUUCGUUGGCUCAGCAUGGGACGCUGUUAUGAGAGAAAUGCCAGUAACUACAGGUGGUCGUAUACAGUUCUACAGUGGUCAGUGAAAUGGGCACUAAGAAAUAUGGGUAUUGACAUCUGAUAUGAUAUUCGACUGAAAAUUAAAAAUUCGUGAUGCGUAAAACAUAUUUCGUUCCUUCAAAAUAUAAACGUCAAAUUUCCUUGUAAAAAAUGUGAAAAUUCGUAUAGUUAUAAAAUGCCUCGUAUAAGUUUCGGAAGAAGGAGAAAGAAACAAAAUGUCUUUCGGAUCAGUCACGAAAGUGUUACAAUUUUGAAAGAAAAAUACAAAAACUAUUUAAGAAGUUUAAAAAUUGAAAUGAGAUCACCACGAAGCAGAUUUUUCAGAAACUGCAUGUGCUGUGACAGUGGUUUAUGCUGAUGCCUUUGAGAAAUAAUACAUCUUAGACCAUUGUAAUAAAGUUUAAAGAUAGUUGAAAGAAGCCUGUUAUGUUAACUAUACCAAAUUGAGAUCGUCCGUCGGAAAUAUUGCAAGACUAUUAACAGUUAUCUUGAAUAGUUGAUAGCAGAGAUGAUCUUAAAACAACACUUUAAAAACAGGGAUUGUUGCAGCCAUCAGUGAGUCUUCAAAGAAAACUUUAGAAAGAUUAAACAUGGGAAUAGUGGUUGCUAGAUUACAUGUACUUUAUUUAAGACAAGCACUAAAGAAAAGUAAAGAAAGCUAUAAAGAUGUGUGAAGUGUAAUGAAAAUGGUGAAUGUAAGUGUGUCAUUGAACACGUGUAACAUAUAAAAAAAAAAAAAAUAGUGUGAUUGACUUAUAACUUUAUGGAGUGGUUACUUCUUCCAGCCGCGACAGAUAAUAGUUUAAGAAAUUUGAAAAGAGGAAAAAAGAAAGAAUCGUAAAAAACUGAUUUUUUUGCAAAUGUUGCGCUCAAGGACAUAAACUGGAUAGAAACAGUGAGAAAAGUGCGAAUGUGUCGAAACAAAAAAAAAAAAAAGAAAAAAACAAAAAAAAAACAACAAAAACGCUAAAUUUUUACAC